AUGUCGGUGCUGGUUGCGCUCUCCCCGCUGGAGGCCAUGAGGAGGAUCAGGGAGAUGGGUUCGACAGGAAAGCUCUCUCCCCUCCCCUACACGAUGAUGAGCGUCAACGGCUCCCUGUGGCUCGCCUACGGCAUCCUCACUCAAGACGUGACCAUGUGCGUCCCAAACUUCUUCUCCACCAUCUGCGGCGUCGUCUACCUCCUCAUCUUCUCUCGCUACCAACGCUCCUCCUCCUCCUCCGAGAUCUACGUGCUUGGAGGCGUCGUUGUAACCACCUCUGCUGUUGUUGCUGCCUUCCUCCUGCCUCGCCCGGAAGCCAUUGACAUGAUCGGUCAGAUCGGAUCUCUAGUGCAGGUCCUCAUGUCUUCCUCGCCGCUCGUCGUCAUCCGGGAUGUCUUCGCCACCAAGUCAACCGCCGCCAUGUCGGUUGGCUUCACUGUAGCUUCCUUCCUCUCCUGCUCCGUGUGGACCCUCUAUGGAGUUCUCGUCGCGCGAGACCUCUAUGUCUGGGCCCCCAACUUCGUCGCUCUGCUCGCAGUUAUGGCGCAACUCUCUCUCUUCUUCUGUUACGGUCUCCCGCCCAAGCCGGCGAGCAAGCACGUCGAGCUACAGGACAUGAAGCACGUUUCAAGUCCACAAGGAGACGGAGGGGCGCGACACGCAUAGGGAGCAGCGACUAGUCACGAGCAUGCGAUCUCACGUGUAUAAAACCUCCUUCUCUUCUC
Molecule: messenger RNA, 725 nt
Organism: Guillardia theta CCMP2712
Lineage: Eukaryota; Cryptophyceae; Pyrenomonadales; Geminigeraceae
Exons: 6
Coding region: 1-666 (221 amino acids)
Biological process (GO): carbohydrate transport
Cellular component (GO): membrane
Molecular function (GO): sugar transmembrane transporter activity
Source: RefSeq, a predicted model, not a curated record